AUGGAUGUGGGUACUCAGAGGGUGCCCCCACGGAAGGAGGUGGCUACCCAGGUCACAGACUACCGGGUCAUGGGGGACAGCCCUGACCAUGGCUGUGUUUGGUGUUGUGACAUAUUUGAUGUCCCUCAGUGCAGUGAUUCAGAUCGUUGUGGCUGGAAGCAAAGGCUCCACUCAACUCCUGAAAAACGCUGCAUCCAAGUGCUCAAAGUAGUUGAAAACCUUGGUGUGAGCUAUGUAAGAGGUAAUGAGCAAUACAAAACUAAGCUGGAGGGUGAGCUCCGGAAACUUAAGUUUCCCUACAAAGCUUUGGUUGAGGAUGAUUAUGAUGCAAGAAGAAAAGACCAUAUCUCUCAUUUCAUACUGCGCCUUGCUUACUGUCAGUCUGAGGAUCUCAGGCGUUGGUUUCUUCAACAAGAGAUGGAUCUCUUGCGAUAUCGCUUCAAUGAACUAACUGACAGUUUAAGACAAAAGUUCCUGGAAUAUGUCAACUUAUCAUUUGAAGCUAUUACUGAAGACCUGAAAAAUGAGUUGGCAAAUGAGCUCCUAGCAUCAACUCCUGGCCUCAGUAUGAUUAAAGUAAAAGAGCAAAUGUUCUAUAAGGUUGAACUUGCAGAUGCUGUGGAUCUAUUUAGAGCCAGAAGAGUGUUUGUUAAAGAUGGCUUUGCAUAUGUGCCACUAAAGGAGAUUGAUGCGAUUGUUUUGAAUAACUACCGAACAAAGUUAUCUAAAGCAUUGGCGUUAACAGCACGAUCGCUGCCUUCCAUACAGUCUGACGAGCGACUACAGCCUCUGCUAAAUCAUCUCAGCCAUUCAUAUGUUGGCCCAGAUUACAGCGUGCAAAAGAACACUGGAAAAAUUUCUCUAGAACAGAUAGAUUCUCUGUCUGUGAAAUCCUUCCCUCUUUGCAUGCGCCAGUUGCACAAGGCCCUGCGUGAUAACCAUCAUCUCCGGCACGGAGGCCGUAUGCAGUACGGUCUGUUCUUAAAAGGCAUUGGCUUGACUCUGGAACAGGCACUGGAAUUUUGGAAGAAAGAAUUUAUCAGAGGAAAAGUGGAUGCAGACAAGUUUGACAAAGGAUACGCUUACAGCAUUCGCCACAGCUAUGGGAAAGAAGGAAGGAGAACUGAUUAUACCCCAUACAGCUGCAUGAAGAUUAUCAUGUCCAAUCCGCCAAGUCAAGGGGAUUAUCAUGGGUGCCCAUUCCGCCACAGUGAUCCUGAGCUAUUGAAGCAGAGGCUGCAGUUGUACAAGGUCCCUCUCAGUGGAAUAACUCAGAUUCUGGAGUUGGUGAAGGGCAUGCAUUACCAGCUGGCCUGUCAGAAGUACUUUGAGUUGACACAUGAUGUUGAUGACAUUGGGUUUUCUUUGAAUCAUCCUAAUCAGUAUUUUACAGAGAGUCAAAAGGUAUUAAGUGGCGGCAGAGAACUGAAGAAGGAACUAGGUAAUUCAGGAAACUCUCAACAAAGAAGUAAUACUCAGGAAAGCAUGAAUUCAAAUUGCACUCCCACCUCUUCAAAUACCACAGCUGAUGCAGAACUGGAGGGACUGGAGGCAUACUUCACUGAAGACUAAGCAGCUGUCAUA
Chaetura pelagica (chimney swift) is the source of this 1584-nucleotide messenger RNA. It is a transcript of the gene PRIM2, whose product is annotated as primase, DNA, polypeptide 2 (58kDa). NCBI's taxonomy places the organism in Eukaryota, Metazoa, Chordata, Aves, Apodiformes, Apodidae. The transcript is spliced from 14 exons. The record is from RefSeq and is a predicted model, not a curated record. Gene Ontology annotation, biological process: DNA replication, synthesis of primer. The coding region runs from base 1 to 1572 and encodes 523 amino acids. Gene Ontology annotation, cellular component: alpha DNA polymerase:primase complex.